Messenger RNA from Syngnathus acus (greater pipefish), 1912 nucleotides. It is a transcript of the gene crlf1a, whose product is annotated as cytokine receptor-like factor 1a. Gene Ontology annotation, molecular function: cytokine receptor activity; protein binding. Gene Ontology annotation, cellular component: external side of plasma membrane. Lineage: Eukaryota; Metazoa; Chordata; Actinopteri; Syngnathiformes; Syngnathidae. Bases 197 to 1384 code for a protein of 395 amino acids. Gene Ontology annotation, biological process: cytokine-mediated signaling pathway; immunoglobulin mediated immune response. The transcript has 9 exons. The record is from RefSeq and is a predicted model, not a curated record.
UUUGGGUAUGAUUUAAGCAGCAACAGGAGGAACAAGAAGACGAGCAGACGAGCGAGUGGGACGCUUUUGCUAGCCGCCUUUUCCACGUGUUUUUGUCUCCUUCAAUCCACAUUUUAUGCGCAAAGUGUAGUUGCGCACGCAAAAAGCGUCGAGUGAAGAAGUCCACCAAACUCAGAGGAGAAGCAGAAGAGUGGUCAUGGAUACGUCCUCACGGAUUCUCCUGCUGUUCCUGCUCCUGCACUCCGCUGCCGUCUUGUCCCUGUCCACACAUGCGGCAUGGGUCUCCCCCCAGGACCCUGUCCUCCGCGUGGGUUCCAACCUGACCGCUAGUUGCUGGGUGCAACCGGACUCCGGCGUCCACGCCAGUUCGCUGUACUGGACGCUGAACGGCCAGCGGCUGCCCGCCUCCACGUACCAAACGCUGAGCGCCAGCAACCUCAGCGUGACGCUUAGCGGGCUCAACGCCUCACGACAGCGGUCCGGCGACAAUCUGGUGUGCCAUAACCACAAGGGACACAUCCUGGCCGGCUCCUGCAUCUUCGUCGGAAUGCCUCCGGAGAAGCCUCUCAAUUUGACGUGUUGGUCUCGGAACACCAAAGACCUGACGUGCAGCUGGGCGCCAGGAGGGAAAGGGGAAACCAGCAUUACGACGCAGUACUUGCUCAAGUACAAGCUCAGGUGGUACGGCAAGGAGAAGGAGUGUGAGGACUACACGCACGCUCAGCCGUACUCGUGCAGCAUCACUCGUGACCUGCACCUCUUCACCCCGUACGAGAUCUGGGUGGAGGCGUCCAACCAGCUGGGCCGCGCCGCUUCCGACGUCAUCAUGUUGGACAUCCUUGACGUGGUGACAACGGAUCCUCCGUCGGGGGUGACGGUGAGCCGCGUGGGGCAAUUGGAGGACCAGCUGAGCGUUCGCUGGGAGGCCCCGCCGGCACUCAAGGACUUCCUGUUCCGGGCCAAGUACCAGAUCCGUUACAGACUGGAGGAUAGCCAAGACUGGAAGGUGAUGGAUGACGUCGGCAACCAGACGUCUUGCAGGCUGGCGGGUCUCAGACCUGGAACCGUCUAUUUUGUGCAGGUCCGAUGUAACCCGGUGGGCAUCUACGGUUCCCGCAAAGCUGGAAUCUGGAGUGAAUGGAGUCAUCCCACCGCUGCAUCCACACCGCAUAGUGAGCGAGCAGCGUCGGGCUCAUGCGACCCCAAGUCGAGCGGCGACUCCAACUCGACCCUGCGCCGCGAGUUGAAGCAGUUCUUCGGCUGGGCGCGCAAGCACGCUUACGGCUGCAGCAGCAUGUCCAUGAAGCACUACGACCAAUGGCGGGUGAUCAUGCAGAAGUCGCACAAAGCACGCAACCAGGUUCUCCAAGGGGAUAAGUCGUAGCACAUGCCAAGUGGAAAAAAAACAACACAGAGCGAUCGCAAUGACAACCAGAGGAUGGUCGUAAAAAUUCGAAGGACUGUUUUUUCUUGUUGUUUUUUGCAGCCAGAUGAUAUUUGGAGAUGUUGCUUUUUUUUUUUGUCUGUUUUUGACAUUUUUGACACAAAUUUCCAGUUUGACAUUUGCAAAUUUGCAUCUUGGAAAAUACUUGGAGCAUCCUGCCAAGCCAAUUUUCUUCCCACAUUUCCCCCCCGUCCCACGUAGGGAACAUAUAAUGAAUGUUAAUCGGCGUUUUCUGAAUAAUAUUUGGGGUUUGCAGUUUUUUUUGUUUGUUUUGCAGACCCCCUGAGAAAGGUACGCUAAACUUUCUCAUUUUGUUUUGAAAUUUACAAUGCCGACCUGGAGGCAAUUUCAGGCCCAAGGACGCAACUGAGCCACAGCUGCGCUAUUGCCAAAUAUUGCUCUGUCUCUGAGAAAGUGAGGAGAAGUUUCAUUCCAUCGGGCUGGAGCUUGACUAAGAGGAAAAAAAAA